This is a messenger RNA of Cladocopium goreaui, 7965 nucleotides long. The record is from the annotation of a GenBank genome assembly. NCBI's taxonomy places the organism in Eukaryota, Dinophyceae, Suessiales, Symbiodiniaceae.
AUGGGUGAUCUUCAAGAAGUUCGCUUGGUGGGGACGGAUCUCACCUUCAUUUUCAUGGGCCCACCUCAAGAGGGUUCAUUUACCUUGUAUGAUGCCAUUUUGCAAGAGGUUGAACCAUUCAUUCUUUCCAUGGAUGAACGCACCAGACUGAUUCCAUAUUUGGGACCAUACCUCAAUCAAGGUGUCAAGGAGGUUUGUGCAGGCAUGGGGGGGAUUGGCAUUGGUGCUGUGAUCACCGGCGCCCGAGUCCUUGCAGUUCUUGAUAACUGCGCACUUGCCUGCUCGCAUUUGGACCUCAACCAGUACGGCUCCUGCAGUGCUCUGUGCCGAGACCUUUGCAACGAUUCUGCGAAAGGUGAUCUACAUGCUGCUUCGGGCACUUGUGCGUCCAUUUUUGCAGCAGGGUUUCCAUGUCAACCUCACUCGGUUCAAGGCAGACAAGCAGGUUCCUCUGAUCCCAGGCAUCAGGUCUUGGUGGAGGUGCUCAGAACUGCAUACUUACAUGUGGUAGAUUGUUUAGUUCUGGAGUGCACACCCCAAGCUCAAUAUGAUUCUGGAGUGCGAGCGGAAUUGGAUGCUCUGGCUUCGAUCAUGGGCUGGCAAAUUCAUGACAUCACUUUGGCUCUUUCUCAUCAAUGGCCUUGUCGCCGUCAUCGUUGGUGGGCUCUCUUGUGUCCUAUGUCUUGGCAAUCCACCACCUUGUUGAAAUGGCCAUCAGAUUCCACUUUUUGGACCAUCGAUUCCGUCCUACCUUCAUGGGGAUGCUGGUCCACUUCACAGGAAUUGGAACUUCAAUUGACCGAGGUGGAGGGUGAUGCGUACUUUUCUGGUCGAUAUGGCUUCGAGCAGCGCAUUUUGACCACGGAGGACAUGGCGCCUACUUUCUUGCAUUCAUACGGGAAUGCUCUACAAAGUUGCCCUUGCGGUUGUCGGGUUGGCCCUUUUUCCGAGAAGACCUUGACAUCCAAAGGUUUGAGAGGAGUUUUCGUCAUUUCGAGAUUGACUAUGUCUCCUCGUUUUUUGCACCCCAUCGAGUUGGCUGUACUUUUGGGCUUCUCAGCGACCACCAGCUUUUUGGCACCAUUGCGUGGGGCACUUUGCCUGCUUGGCUCUGUUGCCUCGCCACUCCAGGCACUUUGGGUUUUUGCCUGUCUCUACGCCUUGUCCAAGGGCUAUCCUGAGGAGCAGGCACAUGCACAUGCUCUGCGGAUCCUGGAGGGCUACAAAACUCGUUUGGUGCAUGAAUACUCCCAGAUGUUUGGCUCAUCCGUUUCGCUUCCGCGAUCUCUUGCGAUUCAGGAUGAGUUUGGCACUUUACUUCAGCUGCGCGUUGCUGGGCUGGUCACUGUCGCACAACUGCGAUGUGCACAACAAUUUGCUCUUCAUCGAGGGGGACAUCUCACCAUUUGGGAUGGGCCACGACAGCUUCCCGAUCAGCAGAUCUUGUUGACGCAAGGGGAACAUGGAGUCUAUAUGAUGAAAAUCACGGAGUAUGUCUUUCCGACAUCCGCCUUGGAAACCUUGGUCAUUGGCAUCGAGCAUCCUCCAUCCUUCCAUGUUGUGCUGAUUUCAGCGGGUUCCUUUGUGUUUGAGGCUUUGCAGCAGUGCCAACUUUUUGGGAUUCACCACGUCACCACUAUGGAUGGCUCAUUUCUUGGACUAGACCAUCGUCUUUGGAGCAGUGUUCGUUUGCAAGCGCACAGAUGCCAACCCAUUAUGGCCUUUGGACUUGUGGGCCACGCUGCAAGAGGCCUUCAUGAUGGCAUCAUCUGGCAGGGCAUGCUUGGACUUUGUGCACAGUUCACGGAAGUCUUCUGCAUUUUCGCUCAUGACCAGCAUUGGACUUUGCUUUGGGGACAUCUUCAGCCUGCCGGUUGGUAUUGGAAGCAUUUUGACGGUCUUCCUGCGAUUUCCUUCUCGGCAUCUACGCUGUUGGCCACCAAGUUCAGUGCUUUGCUGCAUGCACCCUGCCAGGGUGUCCAUCAUCUGAACCUGUUUCCUCAAUUCCACUCCCAUACAUGUGGCACUGUUGCGCUUCGGCAUCUUGCUCGCAUUUUGGGUUGCACUGGUGAUUGGACUUCUAGCACCGAAUUGGACUUUCAUGAUGGACUUCUUUCUUUGCGGUGCACACCAGGGACAUUGAUGGCUUAUGGACGUCCUGCGCCUGACCUGCCUCCUCGGCUCAUUGCCUUGCUGCAGGACAAAGGAGUGCCAGCUGAGGCCUCUGAACAAAGAGCGCAGGAUAUUAUUCAGACACUGGGCCAUGCAGCAACCCAAGAAGCUUUGAGUGCAUCCAAUCCUUGGGCUUCCUUGAAGAGUUUGGCUUCGCGUCCUUCAACGCGCAUGCGCUUGGUCAAAGACUAUGAGCUCAAGGAGCACAUCAACAAGCAGGCAGUUACCAAACAUGGUGCUCAUGUUCCACGUGCCAAACAGAAGAAGCAAGCUUCUCAUUCUCAACCUCUUCCACCAGUGGACCCUGGUACGUUGCAGCUGAUUCCCAACACCUUUGUGGAUGAUGAUGGUGACGAUUUACCACAAUUGGCUUUUCAUGAUGUUGGCAAGGAUGCACAUGGGCUCGCUUUUUGUACUCAUCGUCAAGCUCAACCUUUUCUUGAUGCCUCAGCCAACAUUAGCUCCACCACGCUUGGGCUCUUGAUUCCGGCAGAGAUCUCCUCGGAUGACAUGGGAAUGGCCAAUGUGGUUUCCAUGAAAUUUCCAGCUCUUUGUGCUGCUACUGGUGAGCCACUCUUGAUUCAAGGCUCGCUUCUUACCUUGAGUGAUGGAGCCAUUCAUCGUCAGCAAGCCCCAUCUCCUGACGUGCAAGUUUCCAGCACUGACAUCGUCAAGGUCCUUAUUUACCGUGAUGAAGUACAACUGGAUUGGGCUCAGAUUACCAAAGGUCCCAUCAGGGCUUUACUGCAGCUCAUUCCGGCUUUUCGAUUGUGUUCAGGGAAACAAUGUGGUGCUGACUGUCCCUUGUAUCAUCCACCCAUUGAUGAGGAGCUCCCUGGACUCAUUUUGGACAUUUGGGCACGCAAUUUUUGCACGAUGAAUGGCAAGACUACAAAAGCGGAGUUGGCUGCCUACUUUCAGGCUUUGUUGCGGAUCCCUUCGGUGGCUUUGGAUCACUUGCUUGGUGUCCAGGUUACGGGCGUCUACAUUGAGCCCAGGGCACCAACAGAACGUGGACCUCACCCUGACUACAGUGUGGUGUGGCUUCCAGGACUUACCUUGGAACAAGCUCAACACAAAUUGCGCAUUUGUGACCAUGGUCUCUCUUUGGCCAAGAUGACCAACCGUUUUGGCAUCCGAGUGAAGGCCACUUAUGAGCAAGCUACCCAUGAAGCCUUGCGCCCGGACGAGGAAUAUGUCCUAAGGGGAUUUGAUCGUGAUCUGCUCAUCACGCUUCAAAAAGACUGCACCACGUCCUCAGUGAGCUCUCCAGUUGUGGCGUCUCAGAAGACGAAGCGCUUCUUGAAAGAAGGUGCUGCAGCUUCAUCAACAGAUGACCCAUGGACGACUGGUGCCGAUCCUUGGGCCAGCUUGCGUCCAGUGACUGCCUCUUCGGCCACCCAUGCUGCACCUGCUCGACGAACGGAGCAACUUCGUGAACUUUGUCGUGAGGAGAUCAAGCAGCAAUCACUCCAAGCACCUCCUGGGCUUGAAGUUAAUGAGCGUGAUCCAAUCAUCCAGAAGCUCCAGGUCAACAUCACUGAGCUGCAGGCUCAAGGUGCCCAAUUUCAAACCUGGUUCCAAGAAGCAGGCCAGCGCAUGAACACCACGGAACAACAGCUUCAACAUCUUCAUGCUGUGGUGGAGCAACAGGGUCAACAUGUGUCUCAGCAGAUUGAUAUGAUCCAGCAAGAAGUGGACAACAAGAGGCAGAUCUUGCAAAGUUCUCUUCAGGGCUCUUUGAUGGCUAUGCAAAGGGACUUCGAUGCAUCCUUGGACAGCAAGCUCUCCAGUCGUUUCGACCGCAUUGAAUCGAUGCUGGCCAAGAAGACUCGCACUGAUGUUUUCUCGUUUCGAGAUUCUUUUGGGUCCCGCUGUCGUUUUGAGGGUGGAUUUCGCUUUGGUGAAGCCGAUCAUCCUGGCCCAUUAGUUGAUGAUGAUGAGCAGCCCCACUCUUUCUCAGACUCCUUGGAUUUUCAGCGCCUGCGGGUUGGUUGCUCAAAUCCCUGUGGACUUCGGGGGAAAGAACUGGCUGCCAUCAAUUUGGGUCCAGGUAUUUGGACAUUUGCCGAAACACAUUUGACUUCGGUAACCCAAAGAUCUACGGCUUCUACUUUGUCCUACUACGGGCAUUUGCAGAAUCGCUCCAUCCGUUCCCUUUUUGGAGCCCCAGUUGCUUUUCGGUCCAAUUCGGACUUUGCUGGCACAUGGUCAGGAGUGGGCAUCAUGGCCGACUUUCCUUCACAAGAACUGGCCAUCCCCUGGCCGCAUGGAGAACGUGAAGCUGGCCGGACUAUGGUGACACGACAUUUCAUUGGUCCUACUGCCUUCACGGUUGCUUCCGUGUAUGGAUUUCCAGCCAGCCCUACGUGGCCAAGGAGUCGGGCUCUCAAUGAACAGUUGCUCCAGUCCCUCAGCAAGGAAGUGGUCAUCGGUGGUGUUGGCUGCCGCAUCAUCCAGGGUGAUUUCAAUCAAUCUUGUGACAGCCUGGAUGCCUUUCAACUGUGGCGACACUAUGGUUGGGUAGAAGCACAAUGCCUGGCUUCCAAUGUGGGCUCGCUAAACCUGAUCUUCAUGUUCAUGCUGGCUCCUCCGAAGAUUUCUUGCGGGAUUGGGCAGCGCAUUGGGAAGUUCAACUACAUGGUCAUGUGCAGGAUCAGCCUGAUGGCGCUCUGCCUGCCAGAUGUCAAGGUUAGACUCAAGAACAACCAGGUUUCGAUGGCUGUCCACAAAUGGUUCCGUCAAUUACGUCGCUUGCAGAGCUACAAGCACGCUGCCCUGGCGGAGAAGAACACGCUCGAUGCUGAGGUGUAUCGUUUGCAGCUAUGGCAUUCAAUCAAAAGGGCCACCGGUUUUCGGUCCACGUUUGCCCAAUGGUGGCUCCAACGUAGGCACAAGUCUCCAGCUGCCCCUGUGGUAUUGCCCUUGGCUCCUCCAGAUGGGCAUUUGGCUGGGAUCAUUUUUGAAGAUUUCAAGAUCAAUUUUGAGCGUUUUGAGCUUUGGCACCUUCGACAGAAGGGGAAGCUUAUCCAAGCCAAAUAUGAUGAUUCGUGUCAUGCACUUUUUCGGGAGCUUCGUGAUCCAGGCCGUGGCCAGCUCGAUUUUUUGUGGGACACCAUCACGUACUCGGUGUUGGCAUUUUGCCAUACUACCAACCAAAUUCACUUGGAUCGCCCAGUUGAAGCAAGCUCCAAUGGACAUUGGGCUUUUCAAAAUUGUGCUUUGUCAAUUACCCAUGUGGAUGGCGAUGUGCUCACUGUGGCGACCUUGCCUGCUACUUUGGAGGUGGGGGAUGAGCUUCAACACAUGCGGUUCUUUACUUCCCUGGCGGAGAUUCAUAAUGCCAUGACUCAGCUGUGGAGACCCAGAUGGCAGAAAACCUCUACUAUCGGCAACUCCGACUGGCAACGGAUUGUCGGAUUCAUCCAGGCGUUUAUGCCUCGAUGUCAAUUCCCAUUGCCUUCUUUGACAGUUCAGACUUGGAAACACACCUUGGAGCGCUUUCCACGUCAUGCAGCUCGGGGGGUUGAUGGGAUUGACAUUGUUGACUUGCGGCAUUUGCCAGACCAGGCCACUCAACAGCUGUUGGAUUUCCUUGGACAGAUCAAUGGCACUAGUUGCCGUUGGCCGGCACAGUUGCUUUUUGGCAAAGUCCUCAGUUUGGCAAAACAGGACCACUCCCACCUGCCGGGGCAUUUUCGCCCGGUAGUCAUUCUUAGCUGCAUUUACAGGGCUUGGUCACGGCUCCAAGCUGGCCCCCUUUUGCGGAGUUUGGCGGAAAGAGUUCCCACUGCUGCUCAAGGGUUUUUGCCUGGAAGAGAGUGCGCUCAGGUCUGGAUGCAACUCCAAGGCUAUAUUGAGCUUUGUCUUCAACACCACUUGGAUUUUUGCGGCUUCAGCGCCGACCUGGAGAAGUGUUUCAAUAACAUUGACCGGGAUGUGCUUUUUGCUCUGGCUACCCAUAUUGGUUUUCCACCUUCCUUGUUGAUUUCCUGGCGAACUUUUUUGGAUUCUUUUCCACGGGCAUUUGAAGUGCGCACUUCGCUUAGCCCAGCCUUGACAAGCACUCAAGGACUACCAGAAAGGUGUUCCCUCUCGGUGGUUGGGAUGGUGCUGGUGGAUUGGGCAUACCAUGUCUAUAUGAGAAUCCUCACACCUUCGGUGCAUCUGUUCAGCUAUGUGGAUAACCUGACUACGGCGGGUACUCAAGCAUUGGCAGUGGUCUCUGCUUUUUUCUCCACCAAGAGUUUUUUCGAGUUGUGGGGUCUUUGCAUGGAUCUUGCCAAAAGUUAUGCAUGGGGCCUUACGGCAGCCAGUCGGGCUACAUUAAGCCAUUUAGGAUUGGCAAUGAAGCAGGAUGCCAUGGAACUUGGUGGGAGCUUUUGUUUUGGUUUAGCCAGACGCAACCGACUGCUCAAAGGGAGAGCCUUCUCUUUGGAGCGCAAAUGGGAUCGCCUGAAACGAAGCAAGGCGCCACUUUUCCAGAAGAUCCAAGUGCUUCCAGCAUCUUUUUGGGCGGCUGCCUUCCAUGGGGUGGCUAUUUGUCCUCUUCCUGAUGGACACGUUCACAAGCUGCGUCAGUGUGCCAACAAGGACCCUCCUUUUAUCUGCGAUCAUUUGGGUGGUGAGCAUGAUUUGACUCUGCUCAAUGCUUCUUUGAUGCGACGUUUGCUGCAGGAUGCAUGGUUGCUACGGGUUGCCCAACAAGUCAAUCACCGCCCAUCUCUGCGCAGUUUGGUGGGCAUUGAUCGCUUUGUGACGGUGGAGCACAAUCAGACACUGACGGCGCAUCAGCAGGCUUUGCAGUCUGCUUUGCAGAGCGGCGCCUUCAUAGAUAACUGGAUCCAUAGCAAAUACGAUGUCUUGAAGGACGGGAUGUGUAAGGUUUGUAAUUGCCCCAAUACUCAUGCACAUCUUUUGGUUUGCUUGAAGUUUAGUAAUCUCAGGGUUCAGUUUUCUCUGACCAGUGCGGAGCUUCAAACCUGGCCUUCUUGCUUCACGCAACACUUGCUUUGUCCUCGGGCCCCACAUGUGGAUGCACUGCGUGAUUACUUUAUGCAAAUUCCUGACGAGACAGCGGAGUUUUGUAGUGGUCCUUCCGAGGAUGCCUUGCAGCAUGUCUUCACCGAUGGUUCCUGUUUUUCAGAUGGGCGAUGCGAAUGUCAUGCUGCUUCUUGGGGGGUUUUCAAUGCUUCCAGUGGUUUGGCUAUUGCCAGUGGACACGUUUCUGGCUUAGAACAGACUAUCGGCCGAGGUGAACUCACGGCACUCAUCAGUGCUUUGAAGUGGGCUCUUUGGCACCGUCAACCUACACAUGUCUGGAUGGAUGCCAAGUUCGUUCAUGAGGGUUAUCAACAGCGAAGAUUGGGUUGGUCGCCGGUACCGGCGCAGACGAACGAAGAUCUCUGGGUCCACGUGGACCAUCUUCUGGCAGAAGGAGCUGGAGUUUGGGUAGACUCCUCCUGGAUCCCGUCGCAUUUGGACCCUGAGCUGUGCGAGAGUCCUUUUGAAGAGUGGGUGGCUAUCAACAACAACAAGGUUGACAUGCUAGCCGUCCGCAAGAACUUGGCUCGUCCGGCCGUUUUCUGGCAACUGGUGGAUACUCAGCAUCAAUGGGAUCAGCAAUGGAUGGACCGGCUUCAUCGCUUGCGGCAAUACUACUUUGCCAUCUUUGAGCAGACGCAUGGAGCUUCUCCGGAACCUGCGAUAGAGGUGCUUGCCUCCGAUGAGGAAAGUGAGAGUGAAGGACCCAGGACUGUUGGCAGCCGCACUGCAUCUGCCGUGCGUUGCUGA